Messenger RNA from Zingiber officinale, 1763 nucleotides. Its product is annotated as chaperone protein dnaJ GFA2, mitochondrial-like. The transcript is spliced from 18 exons. Gene Ontology annotation, molecular function: heat shock protein binding; ATP binding. Lineage: Eukaryota; Viridiplantae; Streptophyta; Magnoliopsida; Zingiberales; Zingiberaceae. Bases 137 to 1486 code for a protein of 449 amino acids. Gene Ontology annotation, cellular component: cytoplasm. Gene Ontology annotation, biological process: response to heat; protein refolding. The record is from RefSeq and is a predicted model, not a curated record.
UGGCGUAUCGCUAGCCCUAAUUCUGUUGUUGAAGUUCACUUCUGAACUGCGCAGGCGUUGCUCUUGCCCACCGGCGCCUGACAUAUCCCGGUCGUUUCCCAGUCCGUAAGGUGGUGAGAGAUUACGGUUGACUCCGAUGAUGAGGGCCAGAGCUGCCAAGAACUCUUUCUGGCUCGCUCGAAGGUCUCUCGGGUCGAAGCUCGUCGAGGAUGCUCCAGUUCCCACGUUGGGGGAAUCCUCUCGCUGGUCGGCGUCUGGAAAUCACUGUUCCUCUAGGAGUUUUUUCGAUGGUAGGUCCAGAGCAGUGAGAUCGUUCCGUGAAGCUACGAAUGCUAGUACACGCCGGAACUUGUUCCCGAAAAGGUUUUUUCACGGAACGCAAUCACUGUCCGCAAGGGAUUAUUAUGAUGUCAUUGGUGUUAGUCAGAAUGCAAGUGCUGCAGAUAUCAAGAAGGCCUACUAUGCGCUUGCUAAGAAACUUCAUCCUGACACCAACAAGGAUGAUGCUAAUGCAGAAAGGAAGUUCCAAGAAGUUCAGCGUGCAUAUGAGGUAUUGAAAGACGAAGACAAACGGAGACUAUAUGAUCAGGUUGGUCCUGAUGCAUAUGAACAAGCUGCUUCAGGCAGUGGACCUGAUGGACCUGGUCCAUUUGGUACAGGAUUUGCAAAUCCAUUUGGUUUUGGCAUGGAAGAUCUGUUCAAAGACAUUUUUGGAAACAGAGAUUAUGGAGGAGCAGAUAUGAAGGUUUCUCUUGAAAUAUCAUUUAUGGAAGCAGUUCUAGGGUGCAAAAAAACAGUUGUAUUUCAAGCUCCUGUAAAUUGCGAAUCUUGUGGUGGGUCUGGGGUCCCUCCUGGAACCAGACCAGAGACAUGUAAGCCUUGCAAAGGCUCAGGAAUGGUUGUCUCACAAAAUGGCCCCUUCAUGCUUCAGACAACAUGUUCCAGUUGUGGGGGAUCUGGAAAAACUGUAAAGAGCCUGUGUAAGAUGUGCAAAGGAAAUAGAGUUGUGAAAGGAACAAAAUCAGUCAAGGUGGAUGUGAUGGCUGGUGUGGAUGAUAAUGAAACUAUAAAAAUGUAUAGAAGUGGUGGGGCGGAUCCUGAGAGCAAUCAACCUGGUGACCUUUAUGUUACUAUCAAGGUUCGGGAGGAUCCUGUCUUCCGCAGGAACAAAGCUAAUAUUCAUGUGGAUGCUGCCAUAAGUGUCACUCAGGCAAUACUAGGAGGUACCAUUCAAGUGCCAACUCUCACAGGAGACGUAGUCGUAAAGGUUAGGCCUGGUACUCAGCCUGGUCAGAAGGUCGUCUUAAAGGGGAAAGGAUUGAAAACAAGGAAUGGAUCUUCCUACGGUGACCAAUGUGUGCAUUUUAAUGUCACAAUUCCGGCGAACCUAACACAGAAACAGCGUAAGCUGAUUGAGGAGUUUGCAAAAGAGGAGCAACGUGAUUAUGAAAAGGAUGAAGCUGCUCCUGCUAGAGCGUCUGGAUAACUUACCAAUCAUUCAUGGAAUUAUUUCGGCUUAAACAAGGUAAUCUUUUUUUACGUGCCAUGUAGGUUUGGGCGACUUUUCCAAUUUUGUCGUCGCCUAAUUUAAAUGGAUUUGUAAUUGUACCAGUGUGUUCGCUGGUAUAAAACAGGAUCACUAUUCUGAAUUAGAUAUUUAUGUUUCUUUUCGGAUCGUUUGUGUAGCAGGAUAGAAUUUCUGGUUUGUGAAAAGCAAUAUAUACAUAUUAUAUAGGUCGGAAUAGUCAAAUCUUUUGUUCGCA